AUGCACGAGACCCUUCACGAGAACAUCAACAACCACAUCAGUAUGAAGGGGAAGAUCAAGACGAAGGAGAAGGAGAAGAAGAAAUUGAUGCGGAGAGUGGUUAUGCUCAGUUGGCGCAGCGGCUGCCGAACUUGUAUUGCCCUUGCUGCAGCAGAAGCAGUUGAUGUUGCUGCCCCACCGAGUUUCCGCUACAGGGACUGCAUUCUUAGCUACCGGUUGAAGCUUGUUAAGAGCAGUCACAAGGCGGGGGUAGAUCUUAAAGCGACCAAUCUAGUUGUUCAACGGCGAAUUGCUUCAGCGAUGCUGGUGGAUACACACUCAAGCCUGGAAGACAAGACACGACGACUGUCACCGGAAGAAGAAAAUAUCUUGGUGAAGUGGGACGAGCGGCUUAACGUUGAACACCAUGCGCUUAGCUCGAUUCUGGAGCAACUGGAGGUUGAAAGAUACGAAAGACCCGCUGGACGUCACAUUAUGGACCUGACAACUGCGAUGAAGCCCAUUGUUGAGGCAGUAGCAGCAACGGGGCAGCAAGUGUUGGAUGUGGGACGUCAGGUAGAGAUGCAGCUAUCCGGGCAGAAGGACCUCCCGUGGGCGCCCCAACUGUUUCUGGAAAGCGUUGAAAAGCAACUAAAACCUGUUUUAGUGUAUGCGAAGGUGAGAAGAGGGGCUGUCCAAGAGUGUGUGAUUGAGGUUUGCCAGGCCGUGCUUAGUGGCAUCCUUAUACCGUCAGCUUACAUCAUUAGAUGA
Messenger RNA from Eimeria maxima, 750 nucleotides. RefSeq lists its product as hypothetical. Lineage: Eukaryota; Apicomplexa; Conoidasida; Eucoccidiorida; Eimeriidae. The record is from RefSeq and is a predicted model, not a curated record. Bases 1 to 750 code for a protein of 249 amino acids. The transcript is spliced from 3 exons.